GUACCUUUUGGUCUUCAGUUCAGUCCGUGGCGAAACGUUCGAGAUGCAGUUGCUUUACCCUUGCCUAAUAUUCCUUCUUCUCCAGUCUGGCCAGAGCCAGGCCAAGCGGCUGGUAGGACCAUCCCUUGAAGCCCCCUCGAGUCGCAUUAAGGGCGGCCAGGAGGCAGAGACUGGAUUUGCACCCUACCAGGUGUCCCUGCAGCCCGUUGUGGGCGCCCACAACUGUGGUGGGGCUAUUCUCAACGAGCAGUGGAUCAUCACCGCCGGACACUGCGUGGAGACAUUCGCUCCGGCGCUGGUGAACGUGAUAGCCGGUACGAAUCGCUGGGCAGAGCCCGGGGCGGUGUACUACACCGCCGAGAUCCACAUUCACUGCAUGUACGAUCAGCCGUAUUUGCACAACGACAUUGCCCUGGUGAAGCUCACCCAAAACAUCACCUUCAACGAGCUGACCCAACCCAUUAAGCUGCCAACGCGGCCUGUCCGGGAGGGGGAUGAGAUAGUCCUCACCGGAUGGGGUGCGGAGGAGGCCUAUGGCAGCUCCACGGAGAACCUGCAGAAGCUGAGUCUGGGCUUUGUACCCCUCGACGAGUGCAAGGAGAUCUUCAAUCAGACCAGCGGCAUGGGUGUGGGGCACAUCUGCACCUACUCCCGUGAGGGCGAGGGCGCCUGUCACGGCGACUCGGGCGGACCUUUGGUCCGCGAUGGCCAGCUGGUGGGUCUGGUCAACUGGGGUAGGCCCUGCGGCGUCGGCCUACCCGAUGUCCAGGCGAAUGUGUGGUACUACCUCGACUGGAUACGCCGCAGGAUCAGCGGAAACUCCAAAUGCACUGCCUAGAGAACUUAGUGUACAAUAAAGAUCAUACCAUUAACCCGGCA
This is a messenger RNA of Drosophila miranda, 879 nucleotides long. RefSeq names its product chymotrypsin-1. Gene Ontology annotation, biological process: proteolysis. The coding region runs from base 44 to 838 and encodes 264 amino acids. Gene Ontology annotation, molecular function: serine-type endopeptidase activity. NCBI's taxonomy places the organism in Eukaryota, Metazoa, Arthropoda, Insecta, Diptera, Drosophilidae. The transcript has a single exon. The record is from RefSeq and is a predicted model, not a curated record.